Molecule: messenger RNA, 2175 nt
Organism: Naegleria fowleri
Lineage: Eukaryota; Heterolobosea; Eutetramitea; Acrasida; Naegleriidae
Exons: 1
Coding region: 1-2175 (724 amino acids)
Biological process (GO): regulation of DNA-templated transcription
Molecular function (GO): zinc ion binding; DNA-binding transcription factor activity, RNA polymerase II-specific
Source: RefSeq, a predicted model, not a curated record
AUGGUGGCAGAGACCAUCUGUGCUCCUCCUCCUCAUCCCUUGACAGCAUCAAAACCCUGUUCGUCAUGCAGAAAUUUACACCGAAAAUGUGAUAAAUUACUUCCAUCAUGCUCACACUGUCUGAAGAGAGGCUAUACAUGCACGUAUGUUUCAUCACCCGCAGAACAAAGACGAACCAACAACAAACAAAUCAUUCAACAACAUCAGCAACCGAUCAUCAACUCAAGGAACUUUAAACAAAAUCUCACAAAAGAAGUGAUAUUCUCUAUUUCGGAAAAUCAGCAUGGUGGUACGAGUCGGAAUCGUCAUUAUUGGUAUCAAUAUCAUCCUUACUCACAACAAACAACAUAUCAUGUUCCAUCAUCCAAUAGAGAAGUCCAUCACACGAAUUUCCAUCCAAAAAGACCCCACUUACUGUACGCAGAUCCUAAUCAAUCACAAAUUCAGCAUGCCAUUAAUUAUCGAUUUUCAGCCACUCAAACCCUUGAUAUAUAUUUCAAGUUUACCUGCUUGGACCUUCCACUGAUAGAAAGAACGAAAUUGGAGUUUAUUAUUGACAAUCAAUUAACAAGUGAUGGUAAUAAUGGCAUUUCAACUUACACUCAUCCUCAACAACCCUUAUACAACCAAAACGAGCUUGAAAAAGAUCUAGCUGUGUUGUAUUUGUUGCAAGCAGUCAGUUUACAACAAGCAGGGCGUUUUUACGACACGCUCGACAGUACGGAACAAGACUGUUUACUUCCACAACAUUUAUUUCAGCUUGGAAAUCAAUUAAUAUCAAAAUAUAGUGACAAUAUGGAUUCAAUGAACUUGAUUAUUGCAACAAAAUUUAUGGCUGACUAUUUGCUAGGUGAGGGAGAAAAGAACAAAGCAAGAACACUGAUGAUGCAUGUCAGAGAUAAAUUACAACCUCAUAUUUUAAAUUUGGCAUCAAAUACAGAACAUGAUCAACAACAGGAAUGGUCCAUGCAAAAUUGCUUAGACAACAAUUGCACUGAAUUUUCACAUAACUCCCGUCAGCCAAAUCAGAACAGUUCUUCUGAUCUCAACUUUGUCACUCAUUUUCCCUCUCAACACUUUGUAACAGCUAUGCUUCUAGAAACUCAAUUACGAUAUGCUGACAUUUUCUUCUACGAAGAAGAACGGCCGACAACAUUUAUAUUUGACGAAUUCGAAGCUCUUUCAAAUAGAAAAAUCAAAUUUUCCAAGUCAAAAUUGUUUGGACAAGCAGCUACUUCAUGUACAGACAUUAGUGAAGAGGUCUCUCAAAAACUUAUUCAGGCCAUUCAUGUUGGAAUGAAAUGCUUUGAUAGCAUCUUCACGAACACCGUGACAAAAAGAAAUACUAUUUUAUUCUUAAUGGCUCAUUUGUAUGGUCGGCAGAUUUAUUUGGAAAUUCUUGUCAAUUCAAAAGUUAGAAAUUUAUCAGAAAUUAUGAGAGUGUGCUCUGAUAUCAUGGAACUCGCUUUGACUCACACUUGUUUUCCAUACUUGCCAAUUGUUGCAACCAAGGGUAUUUUAAUGGCUAUUUCUCUAAGAUUUAACUAUUUUGUGGAAUAUCAUGCAAAAACUUUGGAAAAUUCCACUGUCAGAAUUAAUUUUAGUGAUGACUUGAAAAUUUUGAAGAAUCUUUGUCAUCGAUUUAAGCUUAUUCGAAAUGAGAGACGAGAUCUCGUAAAGGCAUUAGAAUCUCUUGUUUAUUUACAGCAAGAACAAACACCAGCAGCAGUUCAAAAUGAAGAUACUCUUCUUGGUAAUUUUCUUCCAUUGCUUGACUUGAAUAGAGAUGCAGCUCCUCUGCUGCCAGAAGUAUCGUCUAAGCUUGACAACAACAAGAACUCAAAAGUCCUCGAAGCAAAUAAUUACCCACGGUGGACUCUAGGUCAUCAUGAGAACUUUUCACCCCACUCGUUCAAGCAAGCAGUUCGAGAAGUGUUGGAAAAUUCAGAGUUGAUGGAACUCUUCAUUGAUGAAAUUGCACAAGAACAAAUUAUGAUCAAGGAAAAUGCCAAGAAUGUGACAGAGAAUUCACACAAAACUCAACAGCUCUUGCUCGAAAAGAGAUUGGAGAUGGCCAACAAAAUCAUUGCCCUUUCAAAGAAACAUAAGGAUAUCUCAGGGCUAUUGGAAGGUGAAAGUUUUAAGAAACUAGUUUUGACAGAGUUUGAAAAAUAA